This is a messenger RNA of Ostrea edulis (European flat oyster), 1855 nucleotides long. RefSeq names its product monocarboxylate transporter 5-like. Bases 275 to 1834 code for a protein of 519 amino acids. Gene Ontology annotation, molecular function: monocarboxylic acid transmembrane transporter activity. Gene Ontology annotation, biological process: transmembrane transport. NCBI's taxonomy places the organism in Eukaryota, Metazoa, Mollusca, Bivalvia, Ostreida, Ostreidae. The record is from RefSeq and is a predicted model, not a curated record. The transcript is spliced from 7 exons.
UUUAAAAAAAAAACAAGCUAGGGCUUUCCAAUGAUUAUGUACUGUGUAAGAUAAAGAAAUUUUGACCACGGUCACCUGAAAUAUUUCGUCAUUCACGUUGACCUCUCCUUGGUCACCGAUACAGAGUGGUGGACCUAACUUUCUAGGAAGCUUGUAAAUUGCGGGAUGGGGCCCAUUGUAUGCAGUACCGUUUAGUAUGGACAUUUAUCGCUGAUGUGUGUCUGGUGUAACCGGAAUGUAGCGUGCCUUUGUUGAAGUCAGUGGCUCCCUUCAUAUGAUAAAGAUGGUACUUUUCAACUUCCGGAAAAAUUCAUCUUCCUCUGUGGAUAGAGGAUGGGCAUGGAUAGUACUUUGUGCAUGCUUUUCGGAGUAUUUCAUUAUCCUAGGGAUGUUCAAAUCCUUUGGACUUUUUUUCGUACAAUAUCAAAGAAAGUACAACGCCAGUUCAUCGGUGCUAUCUUUGAUCUUGUCCAUCCAGACCAUUGUAUCAAGCAUCGGCUCCAUCAUUCUAAUGGGAAUUGGAACUCGAUAUUUUACAGAGAGGACUAUGGUCAUGACUGCAGCAAUCAUUGGAUUGUCCGCUAACAUUGGAAAUGCCUAUGCUCCUUCUGCAGGCGUUCUAUUUUUAACACAAAGUUUUUUAUUUGCCAUAUCGUGUAUGUGUGCGCACCUGCCGUCCAUGUUGAUGGUCGGGAAAUAUUUUGAAAAACGACGUGGAAUGGCUAAUGGUAUUGCGAAUGUUGGAGGAAGUCUUGGAGGUUUAGCAUUGCCGUUAUUGUUGACGUUCUUGUUCAAUGAAUAUGGUCUAGAGGGAACCCUAAUACUCUCAGGAGGGAUAUUCCUUCAUUUUCUACCUAUCGGGCUGCUUAUGCAGCCUAUUGAAAGAGAAGGUAUUACUAAUGUCAACGAAAAGAAAGAUUUGACCAAAAUAGACAAAGAUGGAGCUCAUGAAAAUUUUCUUUCGUCAAAUGAAAAAGAUAGCGGUAUAAAUGAUGAGUAUGAGAAGCAAAACACUUCCACCCACUCAAAUCACUCCCUUAACAAGCCUUUCAAUUCAGGUUCCUUUGCAAACAGGAAUUCUGGUCACAUGACGAAUGGUGAAAUAAAAUCCGUAGAGUUAUUCGGAAGUUCAAUUGACAUCGGGAGCACUGUGUCAAUGGAGAAGAUUGACACGAUAUAUGGAAAGAAUAACCCAGAUUCCAAUUCUGUAUCAUCCAGGAAGGAGAGAAAUUGUUGUGUCCGGUUUUUAUUCACAUUAUUCAACUUUUCACUCCUCAAGGAUGCCAAGUUUAUUUUGUUAAUGUCGUCAUCGUUUUUCGUAACAGCUGGUUGUUCUGUUGCAGUUACAUACAUAGCACCAUUCGCAAAAGACCAGGGAUUGCAAUCAAAUAUGAUUGGUUACCUCGUUACAAUUUCUGCGGGAGGUGAUUUGGCUGGAAGAUGUUUAUUCGUGUUUAUUGCGGACAACAGAAAGCUCCAAAGGCAUCACAUGAUGACUAUAGCGAUGAUAGCAAACGGCAUUACAUUUUUCAUGGCAUCCUUUUGCAAUGAUUUUGUGUCAUUGUCAAUAUUCAGCGUCUCCCAAGCGGCAUUCGGAGGAACUUAUUACUCCUUGAUAAAUGUUUUAGUAGUCGAUUUUGUAGGAUUAGAAAAUCUGCGCCAUGGACUCGCAAUGACCACAGUCACGAGAGGGUUGUCAAUUGCAAUUACGUCCACGCUUAUAGGUCUUAUACGAGAUGAGACUGGUUCAUAUGUGGGUGGAUACUACCUCAUGGGGACCAGUUUGGUUUUGGGUGGACUUUUGUUACUUUUGAAGCCAUUGAUAUCUAAAUGAGUAAAUGAAUACUUUCUCGAA